Messenger RNA from Vigna angularis (adzuki bean), 2682 nucleotides. Its product is annotated as phosphate transporter PHO1 homolog 3. The coding region runs from base 728 to 2587 and encodes 619 amino acids. Gene Ontology annotation, biological process: phosphate ion transport; cellular response to phosphate starvation. Gene Ontology annotation, molecular function: inositol hexakisphosphate binding. Lineage: Eukaryota; Viridiplantae; Streptophyta; Magnoliopsida; Fabales; Fabaceae. The transcript is spliced from 13 exons. Gene Ontology annotation, cellular component: plasma membrane; Golgi apparatus; cytoplasm. The record is from RefSeq and is a predicted model, not a curated record.
UAGACAGUCUGAUGGAGUAGACUGUGAUAGUUUUAAGAGUGUCUGAAUAGUAUAAGAUUGUUUGUCUUGAUCAGAUUAUCUGUCUUUUUCUUCAUGUGUUUAUCUUGAGAGCACCGGUGUGUUACCAGAGUCCGCCUGAGUUGACAUUCUGAGUUAAAUAGGACCUUGAAUGAACUGUUGUAACUAAUCAAGAGUUGAGAGUUGACUGUUAGAAAACCAAGAGUUGUAAUCCCUGUUCUUAGUGAAUUUCUGACCGCAGAUUGAAGUUAGUAAACACUUCGGUUGAACCACAUUAAAUAUCUCUCUGUGAUUCUUCAUUUACUCUUUCCGUUUAAAUUGUGUAAUUGCUCUUAUUACUCGUUUGUGUGGUAGACGACCUAGUGAAUUUGUGAACUAUUUCCUUACAAAUUGGUGUGGUGAACGUGUAACAAGGAAACUCAAUCAUCAUGAAUUUCGCAACUGGUUUGAAUGAUUUUGAAGGUUGGCGGUUGAAGAUGUGAGCUCUUCUGGCUCAAGAGGGUCUCCUUGAAGUUUUGGAAGGUGAAUCCAAACAUGAUGUAGUCGUGGAUGAAAAGAAGAGGAAAAUGUUUCUGGAGAAGACUCAUAGCACGAUUCUUCUUAGUCUUGGGGAUAAGGUGUUAAGGUAUGUAUCGAAGGAGAAAACAAGUCCUUGGUGAUAACAAGUCCUGUAAAAGAACUGGUCUUGAAACAAUUAAGUUUCGUCUGCAUGAUGGAACUGAGAGGCUGCUCGAAGAAAUUAGGAAGGAUUUCCACGGUAAUUGAAGAUAUCAAAGAGGAAGGAAGUUCCCAUGAUGGACAUUUAGAGAAGUUUGACAAUGAUGACAAAGGUAGAGUGAUUGAAACUACCAACAAAAAGGUUGAAGUACAAAACAAGAAGAAGAAUAUCAGACCCAUCAAACCCAUCAAACCUGCUUCUGUGGAAAUACUUAAUCGAGUGCAGCUAAAUAACACAUAUGAGACUCCUCGUUCAACUAUAAGAGGCAUCAUCAAAUACCCUGGUCAAGCAGAGUUGAAUUUCACCAAGGAAAAUUUGAGCAAAGUAGAAGAAGCACUUAGACGGGCUUUUAUUGAGUUUUAUAACAAGCUUCGACUUCUGAAGAACUACACAUUUCUGAAUGUGUUGGCGUUUUCAAAGAUAAUGAAGAAAUAUGACAAGAUCACAUCAAGAGGUGCAGCAAAAGCUUACAUGAAAAUGGUUGAUAGCUCCUGUCUUGGGAGCUCUGAUGAGUUCACCAGGCUUAUGGAGAGGGUGGAAAAUGUAUUCAUUAAGCACUUUUCCAACUCAAAUCGAAAUAAAGGAAUGCGCAUCCUGCGACCUAAACCAAAGAGAGAAAGGCACAGGAUUACAUUUUCCAUGGGUUUUUCUGCCGGAUGCAGUGCUGCUCUAACAGUGGCUCUUAUUCUAAUGAUCCAUACGCGUAAAAUCAUGGAUCAUUCAGGGAGUAGCAAAUACAUGGAAAUCAUGUUUCCUCUUUACAGUUUAUUUGGAUUUGUAGUUUUACACAUGCUGAUGUAUGCUGCUAAUAUAUACUUCUGGAGGCGAUACAGAGUGAACCAUUCAUUCAUAUUUGGUUUUAAGCAAGGCACUGACUUAGGCUACAAUCAAGUCUUUCUCCUUAGCUUUUUUCUGGCAGCAUUGGCACUAACCAGCGUGCUUGUAAAUCUAGACAUGCAAAUAGAUCCUGUGACAAAUGAUUUCAAACCAUUCACUGAACUUUUGCCCCUUAUCUUGGUUCUAAUUGUGAUUGCCAUUUUAUUAUGCCCAUUAAACAUCGUAUAUCGAUCAAGCCGAGUGUUCUUCCUUACAUGUGUGUUUCACUGCAUCUGUGCUCCUCUAUACAAGGUCACACUGCCAGAUUUCUUCAUGGCCGAUCAAUUUACAAGCCAGGUUCAAGCCCUGAGAAGUUUUGAGUUCUACAUAUGCUACUAUGCUUGGGGUGACUUCAAACAUAGAGAAACAGAUUGCAAGUCAAGAAGGGUAUUCAUAGCUUUCUCAUUCAUUGUCGCUGUGAUUCCAUAUUGGUCUCGCUUUCUUCAGUGCCUAAGGCGCCUGUUCGAGGAGAAAGAUAUGAUGCAAGGAUAUAACGGGUUGAAGUAUUUCCUCACUAUUGCAGCCGUUUGCCUCAGAACAGCUGAUACUCUUGAUGGAGGAACGCGUUGGAAAGUGAUGGCCUGGAUAUUCUCAAUAUCCACAGCCAUUUUUUCCACAUAUUGGGACAUAGUCAUAGAUUGGGGCCUCCUCCAAAGACAUGCCAGGAACCGAUGGCUCAGAGACAAACUCCUGGUCCCUCAGAAAAGUGUAUAUUUCGCAGCUAUGGUGCUGAAUGUCUUGUUAAGGUUUGCAUGGUUACAAACAAUAUUGAAUUUAAAAUUCUCCUUCUUGCAUAGACAAGCCAUGAUCAGCAUUGUUGCCAGCUUAGAGAUCAUUCGUCGUGGCAUGUGGAACUUCUUUAGGGUGGAGAAUGAGCAUUUGAACAAUGUUGGCAAGUACCGUGCAUUCAAGUCUGUGCCUCUACCCUUCAACUACGACGAUGAUGAUGAUGAAGAUGAAGAUAAGGAUGAGUGAUUUUUCAGGAACAGCAAGCACAGGUCCAUUACAUUUUCAUCUCUAUCAAACUAUGUAACUUCUGAGUCAUAAAUUAGGUUUCUUCACUCGUGUCA